AUGCUGCCAGGAAGCCAAGAUUUAAAGUCAAUACAGGGAAGCUGCCAUAAUGUUUGUACUGCUGUUCCUAAGCAUAUCACUUACAAGGAACUAAAAAACCUGUUAACUUCUGGAAACAUUAUGUUAAUUGAUGUUAGAGAGACAUGGGAAAUUCUCCAACAUGGUAAAAUCCCUGGGUCUAUUAAUAUACCAUUGAGUGAAGUAGGCCAAGCUCUGCAGAUGAACCCAAAAGAUUUCGAAGAGAAGUAUCAUGAAGUAAAGCCAUCCAAAUCUGACAGUAUCGUGUUUUCUUGUCAAGCUGGAGUGAGAAGCAAAAAGGCUAUGGACACAGCAAUAUCUCUAGGCUUCAGCAGUGCCCAACAGUAUGCUGGAGGAUGGAAGGAAUGGGUAACCUAUGAAUUUCCAGAGAAGAAACAAGGACAUUGAAUUUUGGAAUACAAGCGACUUCCCUUGUAUACAUGGAGUGUAAAAUAGGAUUGAGGCAAAAGAACAAUCAAAUCCUGGCACCAGUGGUUAAGCAUAAGAGCAAUCUGUGUAAACCA
Molecule: messenger RNA, 542 nt
Organism: Dipodomys ordii (Ord's kangaroo rat)
Lineage: Eukaryota; Metazoa; Chordata; Mammalia; Rodentia; Heteromyidae
Gene: Tstd3
Product: thiosulfate sulfurtransferase (rhodanese)-like domain containing 3
Exons: 4
Coding region: 1-426 (141 amino acids)
Cellular component (GO): mitochondrion
Molecular function (GO): thiosulfate-cyanide sulfurtransferase activity
Source: RefSeq, a predicted model, not a curated record